AAGCCGUUGGUGUGCUUAUAUGCUAACAUGCUAGCCCGGGAAGAUUUACCGGAUAAAAAAAACGGAAAAACAAACAACGAAACCGGUAGGCAAGGUUCCUCCGCGCGUGAAGAUCUGUCGCAGUGACUAAUGGGAAACCGAGGACAAAGUUUUAAACUUUAUAAACAGUCUGCGUUCGGCUGCUGCUAUCUUGCUAUCUGCUAGCUGCUAGCUGUUAGCAGUUUGUAAAGUUUCUGAGGCUGUGGAAGGAGGGGGGGUCCAUGACGGGGGAGGGAGUCCGGCACUCCCCGAUCCUAUCGGCCCUGUUCAGGAUGAGCGAGGACCCGGAGCUGCUGGGAGCUGCUGAGCUUAUCAAAGAGCGUCUGUACUUCGCCACGUUACGCAGUAAACCGAAGAGCACAGCCAACACGCACUACUUCUGCACUGAUGAUGAGUUCCUCUACGAGAACUUCUACGCAGACUUCGGUCCUCUGAAUCUGGCCAUGUUGUACCGAUACUGCUGCAAACUCAACAAGAAGCUGAAGUCCUUCACUCUGACCAGGAAGCGAAUUGUUCACUAUACAAGCUUCGACCAGAGGAAGAGAUCCAAUGCUGCCGUGCUGAUCGGAGGAUACGCUGUGAUCUACCUGAAGAAAACACCUGAAGAAGCCUACAGAGCUCUGAUCUCUGGAUCAAAUGCGUCCUACCUGCCCUUCAGGGACGCGUCCUUUGGAAAGUGCAGCUACAGCCUGACUCUGCUGGACUGUCUUCAGGGAAUCAGGAAGGCUCUGCAGCACGGUUUCUUUGACUUCGAGACCUUCGACGUGGACGAGUACGAACACUACGAGCGGGUCGAGAACGGAGACCUGAACUGGAUCGUCCCGGGGAAGUUUCUGGCCUUCAGUGGACCUCAUCCUAAAACUAAAGUAGAGAACGGUUACCCUCUCCACGCCCCCGAGGCUUACUUCCCGUACUUCAGGAAACACAAUGUGACGACUGUCGUCCGCCUCAACAAGAAGAUCUAUGAAUCCAAACGUUUCAGCGACGCCGGCUUCGACCACUACGACCUCUUCUUCCUCGACGGCAGCACGCCCAGUGACAUCAUCACACGCCGCUUCCUGCACAUCAGUGAGCGCACGGACGGAGCUGUGGCCGUCCACUGCAAAGCUGGUCUGGGCAGGACGGGCACUCUGAUUGGCUGUUACCUGAUGAAGCAUUACCGCUUCACGGCAGGUGAGGCCAUCGCCUGGAUCAGGAUCUGCAGACCGGGCUCUGUGAUUGGACCACAGCAGAACUUCCUGGAAGAGAAGCAGGCAGCACUGUGGUUACUAGGAGACAGCGAACGUUCCCAGAAGGCCAAGAUGCUGGAGGAGAGGGUGGUGUCUCACCUCAUCACCAGUAUGGAUGACCUUACUUUAAACUCCACCCACAACAGCAACAUGUGCAGAUCUCCGAGCUCCGACCAUCUGCAGGAGACUGAGGUGACGGACAGUGGUCUGGGUCUGACUCAGGGAGACAAACUGAGAGCUUUAAAGAGCCGGCGGCCCCCCCGCCCCGCCACCACCGGCGCUCUGAGAGUGGAGGAGAUGAAGAUUCACAGUAGAUCAGCCUCUCAGCCGCUCAGGUUGUCAAUGGGGGUGUGUCAGGGCCCCUCCUCCCCUCUCAAGUCCUCCAAGUUCCCAGCAUCCUCUGCUUCUGCUGCAGCCAAGAGGAUCGGGAGAAGUCCUUCGUCGUCAGCGUCAAACAUAAGGAGCUCGGCUCUCGGCUCUCGAUUGGCCAGCUCUCUCAGUGAUCUGUACGCCCCAGACAUGGAGGACAGCAGGAAGACUCCCUACUCCUCCCCUCCCCCCUCCUCCUCUUCCUCUGUGUCUCUCAGCCCCGCCCUCUCUACUCUGGUCCCGCCCUCUCUCGGUCGCUAUGGUAACAGCCUUCGCAGCAUGCAGCACGAAGUUAACAACAACAGCGGUCCAUACAGCAGCUCCACGGCGCCCCCCACAGGGAAAAGCUUCGUCCGACCAGGGCCCCAGGACUUCGGGCCCUACAGGGGCCCUGGGCCUUACAGCGCUGUGAAGGGCCCGUCAGGACGCUACCUGAGCCGCUCCAUACCUUCUCUUCAGUCUGACUACAUCCAGUACUAAAACUACACACCUGACCUGAAGACACAUUACCCACAAUCCUCCCUGACUACCCACAAUCCCUCCUGUGUUGGAUGCUCAAAGGGAAGCUGAUGACUCUCCGUCAGGACUGAGAGGCAGAGUCAGACUGUUUGUAAAUAUGAUGUAAUGUACACACGUGUGUUUGUCUGCAGAAGAUUUAUUUAGAUAAAGAAGAAGAUUUUAUAUUUGUGACUGAAGAAACUUAUUUUUGUUUUAAUGAAGAUCAUUUUUUGAUAAACAGAAGAAUCAGCUGACGAGGACUUCUCUGUUGUCAUGGUUACAGUGUUUACUUCUGUGUGAAGGACUUUUAUUUUGUAAUCAACAGCAAUAAUGAUGAUAAAUGACCAUAAUAAUGAUAGAAGAAGAAGAAGAAUAAUGUCAGCAACAAACUCAGGGUGUGUGGUCUCUGUCUCUGUCUCUGGUGGAUCAGUAGAUCUGAAAUGAUUAAUCAAUCGAUCAGUAAGUCGAUCAACAGGAAACUAACCUGCAUCAGUUUUAAUCAUUUUAAUAAAACACACCUGCAUCACACAGCCCAGUUUAACUGGUCCAAUUUAAACUAGUCCAGUUUAGCAGUCGUCUUCUAUUUAUAGCUGAUGGUUAGUAGAUUCUUGAUUAUUGAUUGGUAUUUUAUAGACUGAGUGAUUCAUGUUCAUGGAGGAGAAUCAGAUCCUGGUUCCAGAUAAAUCAGAGCUGAAAGACUAGUGAUGACAGGUGUGUGACAACAGGUGUCUGAGCAGACUGUUGUCAUUAUAACCUGAGUCCAGAAUCUAACAGAGACUGGGUUUAAGUUGACAGAUCCUGAACAUUUUUAAUUUGACCUUUGACCUGUGUGUUAGUGAUCAGCUGAUCUAAACUGAUCAUGAAUUUAAAAACUUCAGGUUCACCAGGGACCAGAUCAGAGUCAAAACCAGCAGCUGUGAUCAUGAUGCGUUCACUGACCAGUGGCACAAAACGCAUCACUGUACAUCACAUUCAUGUGUGAGGGAAAAAUUCUUGUUGGUUUAGAUCAUGUGACACUUCACAUGUCUGAGUGACCACAGGAGCCUGCCCCAGAUUGGCUCAGACCAGCUGACAGUGUGUUCAGGUGUGUUUGUGUAAUAAGAGAAGAGAAAGUGGGUUUUUCUCUUCUGAUGGAGCUAGGCUAACAGUUUUCCCGUGCUUCCAGUCUUUAUGCUAAGCUAGGCUAACUGUUUCCCCCUGCUUCCAGUCUUUAUGCUAAGCUAGGCUAAUCAGGUCCAGGACCCAGAUUAAACUGAUCUGAACUCAGAGACAAAAUGGAACAAGGAUUUACUGAAAACGAGACUCUGAAUAUCUGUCAGCUGAUAUGCUGUCAGGACAUCAGCUGAUCCUCCUCAUGUCCAGGUGAUUCACCUGCUGACUGUUCAGAGCUCUGAUUGGUUGAAACAGCUGAAUGUUGAUGUCAGGAUGUUUAAUGUCAGUCAGAUCGAUCAAUCGAUCAGAAAAUAUUUUUAAUAUUGAGUUUUACCUCUGAUGAUGAUGUCACCAGCAUCCUGUCACACGGACACUUUCAAAAUAAAAGCUCCAAGGAUCAAGACAGAAAAAUUAGGUGUUAAAAUGGAACCAGAACCAGUCAGAUGUUGUUAGGUUUAGGUCCAGUGCAGGUCCAGUUCAGAAGUCAGAGUUCAGUUUGUAAAAACCCGAAGUGCCUCCAACCUGUUGAACUCAUGUUUCUGAUGUUUGCAGAGGGCUUUUAUUUUGUUAAUUGAAGUAUUAAAAGUCUUUACUGAUGAAGGGAAACAUUUUAAUCAGCGUGUCGCUUUAUUUUAACAGCAACAAAUAAAAUAAUUUUCUGUUUCA
This is a messenger RNA of Seriola dumerili (greater amberjack), 3953 nucleotides long. RefSeq names its product cell division cycle 14A (gene cdc14ab). The record is from RefSeq and is a predicted model, not a curated record. The transcript has 16 exons. Lineage: Eukaryota; Metazoa; Chordata; Actinopteri; Carangiformes; Carangidae. Gene Ontology annotation, cellular component: mitotic spindle; centrosome; nucleolus. The coding region runs from base 261 to 2117 and encodes 618 amino acids. Gene Ontology annotation, biological process: protein dephosphorylation; cilium assembly; positive regulation of cytokinesis. Gene Ontology annotation, molecular function: protein serine/threonine phosphatase activity; protein tyrosine/serine/threonine phosphatase activity.